AACCUAAAAGCAGGCACGUCGUUCCAGCAGUUAACAUGCUUUUUUUAGGCGUCGUUAUUCAUUGUUUGGAGCACACAUUUGCAUUUGACGCACCAUCGACAGUCAAUUUAGAACUAAGGGGAACACAUGUGCGCCCCGAAGCCGAAGGAGACGACGCUUGAACGUGUUUCUGACCUGAUGGAGUAUAAUUUCGAGUGUUCAAUGUGCGCUGUUAUAGAGUUACACGAACCUACACACAGUCUCUCCGGUUUCUCGGAUGAGAUCAUAAGUUUAUAUAGUAUUUCGAUGUGCGGAAAAUAAUAUCGUUGGCUCACAUACAAAACGGCGUCAUCAUCAGUCAUCGAAAGUCGCUCCGGUUAAUUGAAAGCAUAGACAGAGCAUCGCGUACUGAUUUGAAUAACAUGUCCAUCUGGCAGUAGGCUGGGGGAUGCGAGUAAAAAUAGUGCCAAAUAGAAAUCCAAGCGUGCCAAGAUUAACAAUCAUUUGCUGACAGACCACACAAGCCGUAGGCAACAUGAUCCAGAUCUAAGCAACUUCUGUUCAAAUAAACACCCCAACCGUUCAGCAAAAUCCGAAUGCUCAAAUUGAAAUAUGGCUGUGUUGAUGUCCUAUCACCGUUUAAUAGAGAAAGACUCCCAACAUGUGAGUUAUUGCUGGAAAAUGUCCAUUCUGAUAGUUCUAGUCGUUGCGGUCGCGUCCAGUUUGAUAAUAAGUUUCAGCUUAUACUCCUUGUGGGAAAGCUUCAGCCUAAACUGCUUCGUCGGGGCCAAUUUAAGUUUUGUGAUAUCUUCUGACGAGUCUAAUUAUCUACAAGGCGCUGCUCAAUCGGCGCAAAAUGAACAAAAUCAGUAUCAAACUUUGCAGGAAAAUCAAACAGAAGAGAGAUACAUUAUCCACGAAUACAGCAGCAAAUGGAGCAACCCGGACUUUUGCGAGUAUCUGACUUACACGCCGUUAUUCCAUGCGCUACUUGGAGUUAUUUGGAUGGCCCUAUUUGUGACCCACGGUCACGGCGGUGAAGGCGUUGGAAGUAUAAUAGCUCGACCCUGGCGGAUCGUCAUACCGUCGUUGGUAUUCUUCGUCAUUUGUGGCAUUUCGGCGAUUGUGUGCGCUAGUCUAACCACAAGCGGUUUGAACGAAUUUUGCCAACAGUUCAACAAAAUCAUUUCCACCGGGGAAAGCGAAUGUGCGCGAAUGAUCAGCUACUUCUCGAUGGACCAUGCGAACGAUCUUGUACUGCCAGAUAAAAACUACUAUCUGGUGGCUGCAUUUCCUUGGAUUUGGGUAAGCAGUUACAUUUUCGGAGCUGUUAUCCUAGUGCUUCGCAUCGUUCUGGUUGUCGACUUCAAACUAAUUCGAAUAGUUGUUUCCACCGUCGAAAGGGAUAUGGAAUCUACACAGAGCGAGCAGCACCAAAAUGUUCAAGUAUUGAACGAAGGAACGCAAUUUAGCACAGAAGCUACCAGUUCAGUACGAUUAGGAGAUUAAUGCCUGCAAUAAUAGUUUUUACCUUUCGGUACCUGUUGUGCUUUUAGUAAUAGUGUUUGCGUACUAAUAUGUGAUAUAUAACAAUUUUAAAGUCUCUCUACAGUAAGCAUUUGCGACGAACACCAAAAUCCUUAAGCGACA
Aedes aegypti (yellow fever mosquito) is the source of this 1629-nucleotide messenger RNA. RefSeq lists its product as uncharacterized. The transcript is spliced from 5 exons. The record is from RefSeq and is a predicted model, not a curated record. NCBI's taxonomy places the organism in Eukaryota, Metazoa, Arthropoda, Insecta, Diptera, Culicidae. Bases 592 to 1488 code for a protein of 298 amino acids.